UACGCAUAUUCUUUCCGUCGGUAUCUUACAGAACGUUAACAAACUUUCUAUUUCAGCACAACCAUUCACCGACAGCCUUGCCACGGCCGCCAUGUUUGAAAAUUUGCCUUUUACCAGUUAACCGCUGGUCGAUAGACAUCUCAAGUGAUUCGUACUCAGUGCCGCGCGUUUGAAGACACCAGAAACAAAGAAAAUCAAAACAAAGCCGAUAUGAAGGCGGCACAUGGCGAAGAAAUAGAACAGACAUUUUUGCCGGGCAGGACGAAAAAGAGAUUACAAGCAAGCAACAGAAAGUAACGGCGAAAGAAACACCAAGUGACGUACAGUGAGCCUUGCACUGAUCUGAAGAUGCCGCGGACUAGAAGACUGACUAAAGGACAGGGAUCUCAGAGUAUUUUUAAAAGAUUCAAGUACGACGUUGCACAUUCCACUGAUCAAGAAUUAUUGAACAGCCAGCUGAGGAACGCUUUGCGCUCAAGCGCACCACCAACACACAUUCAGAACUUGUUGCUACGCGGUGCAGACGUCAACUGCGUUGAUUCUUUGGAUUACACCCCUCUUCUUCUGGCUCUGACUGCUUCGCCAUCAGAAAACAUGCUGGACACCGUACACCUCCUGUGCGAGUUUGGAGCGAAUGUUAAUUACAGCAACGGCGUGUUCUUUGGUGAAACACCGCUUCAUUUCGCCGCAACGCUUAACGAUUACGCGUUCAUAGAGCUACUGUCUCGUUAUAACGCAAAUGUGCACGCGCGGAAUCACGCGGGAUACACGCCCUUGCACGUGGCGGCGCAAAGUGGUAACGAAGCUAGUGCAACCGCGCUUUUUCUCUGCGGGGCGGACUUAAACGUUCAAGAGACUUACUGUGGGUAUACUCCUCUACACUUGGCCGUGAUUGGCCAGUUUGAACACGUUGUCAGGGCAACGGUGUCACUUGGUGCGAGGAUUAGCCAAUCGGAUAACUGCGGUUUAACUGCCAUUGACAGGUGUAACUCAAGAGAAAUCCGGGAAUUUUUAGUAGGUGCUCUUCAUCCGGAGAUGUCGAGUCUCCAGUCCGUGUGUCUUUCGAUUGUAAGAGAAAAAACAAGAAAAUCUUCUGGAGUAUGUGGCUUUGACGAUCUACCUCUUCCCUUUACAAUGAAAAGAAGAUUGAAACUUCAGAAUGGUUUAGCAGCAUGUUGAAGGCUACCUAUAGCAAUUUUGUGAUUAGAACUAAAUUUAUUUCCUUUGAUCAGGAGGAUGAAAAAUUAACAUUUUAUCUCCUGGGUUACCUUCAAAUACAGACUUAAUUUUUUUUUUUUUUUUUUUUACUGUUUUAAAGGUUCUUAUAAACUUUAAUCUAUUCCCUUCUUAUUAGUGUUUAACUACGGGCGAGAAAAGUAUGCUGGCAGCUUGAAGCUACAGGUUGUAUGCCGAUCAAACGAAAAUAAUUUUAUUUAUCAUUUUACAGAAUUAUUUAUUACUUUCUGCUAUUACUGUACAGUAAUUUAUUACGAUGCAUACGUGGAAUCAUUUAUAAAGAUACAAAUCAUAUUUAUUAACUUUUUGAAUGUUCUAAUAAAUUGUAAUUUCACUGCUACAAGAAUGGGAUCAAAUGAAAACUAAAUAAAUUUUGAUCUAUUUUGUUUCCAGUAAAAACUGAAUUUCUAGAUUUGUCAAGGUUUCCAUGUAAAGCCAAAAAUAGAGAGAUCGUCCAACCCCUGGUGGUCACAAAGUAAAAUUUUCCUCGCACCGGCUUCCAUGAAAAUCCAACAUCUCUCUAAAAGCUUAGUCACGCACGCCUUCGGGGGUCUAUCCCAACCUCUUCCCCAGGGCCUUCUUCUCGACGAUUUUUCUCAAAACCAGCUGCUGUUGCCGGCCCAAAUGGGGAAGGGACAGGGGAGGCGAAAAGCGAGAAAGAAGGGGAUUGAAUCUCCCGUCCACCAAUGCCCGCUAUGCCUUCCCGUCUCCCCCGUUUACUCCUUCUGUGCUGACCUGCGAUCAGGCGUUCCUUUUCAUCUUCGACCGGAAAAAAGAACGUCUGUUCGCAGGUUACUCUUACUUCGACCAGACGGACGAUGGAUCAGAAACCCUCCCUGGAGACCGGAGUUUGGGGGGG
This is a messenger RNA of Orbicella faveolata, 2095 nucleotides long. RefSeq names its product ankyrin repeat domain-containing protein 61-like. Gene Ontology annotation, molecular function: ubiquitin-protein transferase activity; protein binding. Gene Ontology annotation, cellular component: BRCA1-BARD1 complex; BRCA1-A complex. Lineage: Eukaryota; Metazoa; Cnidaria; Anthozoa; Scleractinia; Merulinidae. Gene Ontology annotation, biological process: protein K6-linked ubiquitination. The record is from RefSeq and is a predicted model, not a curated record.